Pseudoliparis swirei is the source of this 4420-nucleotide messenger RNA. RefSeq names its product decapping mRNA 1B (gene dcp1b). The coding region runs from base 395 to 2551 and encodes 718 amino acids. The record is from RefSeq and is a predicted model, not a curated record. The transcript has 11 exons. Lineage: Eukaryota; Metazoa; Chordata; Actinopteri; Perciformes; Liparidae. Gene Ontology annotation, biological process: deadenylation-dependent decapping of nuclear-transcribed mRNA; positive regulation of catalytic activity; deadenylation-independent decapping of nuclear-transcribed mRNA. Gene Ontology annotation, cellular component: P-body. Gene Ontology annotation, molecular function: enzyme activator activity; mRNA binding.
GUUAUCUCAAAUGUAAGUGCAUCUACAUGACACAUCAUGGUACAUUUGGAUUAGCAUUAAUUGCUUGAGCAAAAAGUAAAACUGAAAAUCGACUUUUCCACAUUUGACUGAUAUGGCUGAAAUCUCAACCCUGCUGCGCAACUACUCAUGUCUGGUUGUUUACAAUCUCUCUGGCUAAAAACAUGGCCGUUGACAAACUCACUCAAGGCAGUCAGCACUCGUAAACUCUUUACAAUUUAAAAUGUACAGACCUUAAGUUACUAAACGAACGAUAACGCAGUUAAAAAUUUAGUUGACUUGUUAACCCGGCUGUCGGUUUGUCUUUUUAUCUCGUCUCGCUGUGACUCGUUAGCCGCUGAAGCUAGGUAGCGAGCUAACUUCUCCAUAGGGAACAAUGACAGCGACUUCUGCAGGUAGCAGCAGCUGUCUCGCCGCGAAAGGACUGGACAUCAGCCUGGCUGCUCUGCAGCGACAGGACCCAUACAUCAACGACAUUGUGGACGUGGCCAGUCAAGUUGCCCUGUAUACUUACAACAACAGGGCAAAUGAGUGGGAGAAGACAGAGGUGGAAGGCACCCUUUUCAUCUACACAAGACUGGCAUCUCCCAGGCACGGUUUCACCAUCAUGAACAGACUCAGCAUGGAGAACCUGACGGAGCCAAUCACCAAAGACUUGGACUUCCAGCUCAAGCACCCCUUCCUGCUUUACCGCAAUGCACGAUUGGUUAUCCAUGGCAUUUGGUUCUAUGACAAGGAGGACUGCCAACGCAUUGCUCAGAGGAUGAAGAUUCUGACCCAGCAGGAGCAGGCCCUGGCUCUGUCGCAGGGUGGAUGGUUGUCCCCAGGAGGAAGAGGAGGAGGAGGAGAAAUAGUUGGAGUAGGGGGAGGUGGAGGAAGUGAAGCGAAGGCAGUGGACAUCAUCCAGAUGUUGACCAAAGCACGCACAGAGUACGACAAGUCUGCGUCGGAGCCGAAGGAGAUAGGUGGCAGCGCUGUUCCUCAUGGAAACCCCAACCUCGUCAAACCAAUACCUGUUAAACCGAACACACAGGAGAGUGCAAGUGCGAAGCCCAAGUCUCUGUCUCUGGCCACUCUUUUUGGCUCUCAACCUCAACACCAGCACUCAUCCAAACCCGACCCAGUCUCUCCUCUGGCUGCUCCCGAGACGGGCCCGUCAGCUGGGCGAGUCGCGCGCCCACCUGUAGCCCGUUCACUGAAAUACGACGACGCGGUGAACUCUAGCAGAAGUUUGACCUCCGAGGGAGGCGACGACGCCACGGUUGGGUGUUCAGAUGGAGGCCUCCGGGCUCUGAUUGGUGGACAGACGGUCAGCGCACAUGCUGGAAAUGCUGGUGUGGGCUUGCUGCCGAGUCCCACUCCCGCCCAUCAGCAGCUGCAGAACCAGCCUCAGCAGCAGAACCAGCCUCAGCUGCAGAACCAGCCUCAGCUGCAGAACCAGCCUCAGCAGCAGAACCAGCCUCAGCUGCAGAACCAGCCUCAGCAGCAGAACCAGCCUCAGCUCUGCCCGGCCAUCCAGAAACUCAUGCAUGGACAGAGAGGAGUCGGCGUGGUCGGAGGUGUGCUCCAGACGGUGUCCGAGUCCCCCGAGAACAGGCUGUGUGACAACGGUGUGCCGCUGGAGCACCACCACCACCAUCACCAUAUGUACCAUCAUCAUCAUCAUCAGCAGCAGCAGCAGCAGCACCACCUUCAUCAUCAUCAUCAGCUACAGCAACAACUACAGCUCCAGCAACAGCUCCAGGCUGACCCAAUCAAGAGACUAUUCCAAACCCUGCCUCCUCCUCCUCCUCCUCCUCCUCUGCAGGUCCCCCAUCUCUCCUCUCAGCCCGUCAUGGUGGAUUCUGUGUCAUGUUCACACCUUCAAGCACAACAAAGCCAGCAGCUGUUUUUCAGCCUCUCUAAACUUCAAACGGAGGCACUGCACACCAGUCAGUCAGCUUUAACCAGACAGGCAACAGGUUUGCCGCCAUCUCAGGGAACCACUGACCGAGUCCUUCAGCCUUUACAAGGUCCGUCUUCCCAGAUGCCCGGUGUGGUGUCGUCUCAUGAGCUACUGCAUAAGCUCCAGCUGGUUCAGCAAGAGCAAGGCCUGGCAUCCCACGAUGCCCCUCGACUCUGUCCCGGACUGGCCCCUCGAUUCUUAGGGCCCGCUCAAAGUCGAGGUGUAGGCUCGGUUGUCGGACCGGUGUCAAACCAGACCACAGCCCCCGCUGGUCAGAAGGCUGCGCUGCAGUUUCAGGUCAUCUCCCCCCAGCAGAUACCAGCCACUGUGGCCCCCAACAUGCUCCUCUCUCCCAGUGUGUUCACUCAGGCCAAGUCCAGCGUCGGGUUGUCAGCGGCGGCCCUGGAGGGCUGCCCCGCCCCCUCAAACCUGUCCGGGCCGCGGCUGCAGGAGGAGAUGAGAGUCCUGUCCAGAAGCCAGCUUCAAGCCACACUGCUGCACAUGAUCCAUACUGACGGCUCAUUCCUGGACACCAUCUAUGAAGCCUACGUCAGCCGCUUUACUAAUGGCUCCAGCAGCAAGUACUGAUGACUCUUCACACCUUCUGUCUAUACAUAUCCUCCCUCUCCAGAGCUGUGGGGCUCACUCUUCUACAUCGAACAUGGCUGUAGCACUUCCUCAUCCGGAUCCAAUAACAACGCUCGUCUACUGUAUCUCCUCUGCAGUGUUUCGCCAGUCAAACCUGACUCUGUUCUCUUAGAGCCAAGUUUCUCUAGUUGCAAAAACAACAAAGAAAUUAGCAAAAAGUAUUAACAUUUUUUUUUAAACAACAACAAAAAAUAUCUUUUUAUCCUGUUACUCCUCUGAAAAAACAACCACUAAUUGUUGACAUUAAUAUGGCAUAAUUCUACAGUCGUGAAAUGUAGCCUAUAGUGCAAACUCUCUGUUUUCCAAGGUGUUUGAAAUCAGUAGUUCCCAGCACUAUUUUCUUCACGAAAUGUAGCAGAAUCUUAUUUUAAUUUGUUGUUAUUUUGUGCAAUGUGUAGUUACCCUGUCACAGACGGCCUUCUGCACUCUAAAUAAACACGUCUUCCCAGGCUAAAAACUAGUGCUGAAGGAUAAGCUCAAACUGACUUGAAACUGGCUUCACUUCUGAAAUUAAAUGUAAAACAUGUUAAACAUGUUUUGUUUUCUGUACAUUUGGAGAAGUAAGUAUUUUUCAAUGUCAACAGAAUUUGUUGGAUUUUAAUUUACAAUUAUUUUUAAAUUAAGUUCCUACUUGUUUACUUUCUGAAUGAAAACAUUAAGAUAUAUUAUAGUACUAUCCGCAUUAUUUUAAGUUAUUAAAAUGAUGCCAUCAUUGUCAUUUUGAUGAAUUCUAGCACACGAGCUGGGAUGAAUAUCUGUAUUGCUAUUCUAGCGACAGCUAAUGAAGACUUAGAAAUGGCGUGCUAUCCAUCGAACUUGAAGUAACAAGGAAAGGACAGGCGCUUGUUCACUCGCCCUACCUCACAGCGCUAGUUCAGAGGUGUGUUCUUACUUAGUGGCAGAGGUUUAAAGAGUAGACAAUCCAGUCGGGAUGUUUUAUUUCAUUUUAACACAGGGCAUUUCAUCGCCACAGAAAAAAACAUUGGGAAUCUUUUAACUCUGAAAUAUCACUGGAGUUGUUGUGAUUUUGCAUCAUUCCACAGUUCUUGAACAUUUCCUCCGCUAAACAAUAUCUUGCAUAGUCCCCCCCCCCUCCGCCACACCCCUGUACAACUCAAACACUUUGCCUAUUGAUGGUAAAUCCAGUUGAAUAAACAAUGGGUUAAAUGGAUUUAAAGCCAUAAAAAGCAGCAGAGAAGGUAUUUAGAUAUAUCAGAUAAUAAUUGUUUUGAGUUCACAGGCCUGUUCAAAGCAAGUAUGAAAGAAAUUAAGAGAGACGGACUGAUUCAUGCACUGCAAACUGUCACUCAGUUCCUCACAGAGAAGUUAAAGUCUAUACAUUUUUACAAAUUUGAUUGGGGUUAUGGUUUUCAGUUCGUGUUUAGCUCCUGUCCUAAACUGGUAUAUAACCAGACUAUACAGUAGCUACCAGAGUACACAAAAGCAACAGCAACAAAAGAAAAUGAAUACAUUUCGAGAAUAGAAACAGAAUAUUUUUUUUCCUAUUUUUGUACUUAAGCAAAAUGUAUUGUCAAAAUAAAAAAUAACCAGCAAAUUACAUUUGUACAGCUAACAUAGAAGUACAAAUUCAUUCUUAUAUGACAUAUCUCAAGUUAUUUGUCAGAUGCUGUUUUGUUUCUUUAAUUCAUCCAUAAAGUAAUUUUCUUUUAAUCAUUUGUCAUUUAGAAUAUUUUAAGGCAUUGGAAUGCCAACAAAAACAUGUCACAUUUUUUAUAAUUUGUCGGGAAUGUUUUACUCUUACAAAAACUGUAAUAUAUUUUAAUUGGAUAUUAAAUGUUCUCAAAAUUC